This is a messenger RNA of Triticum dicoccoides, 2422 nucleotides long. Its product is annotated as aspartic proteinase Asp1-like. NCBI's taxonomy places the organism in Eukaryota, Viridiplantae, Streptophyta, Magnoliopsida, Poales, Poaceae. The record is from RefSeq and is a predicted model, not a curated record. The transcript is spliced from 11 exons. Gene Ontology annotation, biological process: proteolysis. Gene Ontology annotation, molecular function: aspartic-type endopeptidase activity. The coding region runs from base 700 to 1977 and encodes 425 amino acids.
GGGAAUUCUCAAAAAGGAAAUAAAAAAAAAGAGUGGGGAAACAGGGGAUUACCGCUGUGGCGGCCGCCGGCGAUCCCGCGCCUCCCCUCACGGCCGGUGUCUCUCCCGACUCUCGAGCGCCCUGCGAAAUAGGGUUCCCCAUCGACACAUGUACAGCUCCGGCUCCCCCGACCAUGCCGCGCCCUCCUUCUCCAGGUCCCGCAGCCACCAUGAGUUGCUCGCCUCAACCCAGGUGGAUGACCACUCCGAACUAUCCCGCCGUCUGCUCUUGAGGCUGCCGUCGGACAUUUCUCCUACCAUUGCGCAGCGUCGGCGUUCAGUGCGCCGCCCCGUGAGCCCACCCUGACGCCAUGCUUCUCCCUCCUGACUCCUGAGGAAGCUGGGCAGCCAAGUUCCGGUGCCUCCCCCAACUCCUCUCCGCUGCUGAGGUCCAAAUACUCUACCUCUGCAACAAGCUGUCCUAUGCGGAUACCUGGAAAAAGUCUGCAUUAGUUAUAUGCCAAGAUUCCAGUUACCAUGGUUUCUUCUGUUGAGGUGGGGCAGCUGAGGAACAUAUAUCAAAUAAGGCACAAAAUGCUGAACUGAAGUUGUUUUUCGAAGUGGAAUUUGGACUGGAUCUGCAGCCUCUCCCUCCUGAGAAGAGCAAGGAAGAUAAUCAUUCUGUCCAUCAAACUCUCCAGGCCCAAAGAAGAAGUGUUUAUGUUCAUCCAGUUUCUCAGCUCCCAGGAAGUGGCUUCUUCAUCCACCACCAUGGCUGCCAUAUGGGCUCUGGUCAUUAUCCACCUCCUUCUACUGCUCCCACUCCUGCGGUCCUCCAUUGUGUUCGAGCUCCACGGCGACGUCUAUCCUACUGGCCUCUUCUAUGUUACCAUGAACAUUGGGGAACCCGCAAAGCCCUACAACCUCGACGUCAACACGGGCAGCCCCCUCACGCGGCUGGAGUGUGACACCCCCCUCCAGAGCACUCACAAGGGGCCACACGAGGCGUACAGACCAACACCGACCAACGUGGUGCCAUGUGACGAUGAGCGAUGCGUGGCGGUGCACAAGGACCUCGGCCUCGCGCACGACUGCACUCAGAACCCAGACCAAUGCGACUAUGUGUUAGGUUACAAGGACGGCGAGUCGUCCUUGGGCGUGCUCUUGACCGACCAGUUCUCCCUCCCCACCAACAAUGAGAACCGCCCCAACCUUGCCUUCGGCUGUGGGUACGACCAGGAAGGUGGGAAAGAGGCAGGCAAGAGGCCGGUGGAGGCAGACGGCGUCCUCGGGAUCGGCAAGGGGACGGGUGACCUUGUCUCCCAGCUAAAGCAACAAGGCAUAAUCGUUGACAAUAUCUUUGGCCAUUGCCUCGGCGUCCAUGGAGGGGGUUUCCUCUUCUUUGGGGGCGACAGGGUGCCCUCUGCCGGCGUAACCUGGGUUCCAAUGGCUCAGAAUGUCGGGAGCCACUACUCACCUGGCGCAGCAACACUGAACCUCAAUGUACAACUGGAAUACCCGGUAAGCAUGGAGCCAAUGACCACCAUGUUUGACAGCGGGAGCACCUACACCUAUGUUCAUAAGGACACAUAUGGUCGCCUUAUUGCAGCGGUGGGAGUCACUCUCGAGGGUUCAUCACUUACCAAGGUGGACGAUGAUGCGCUGCCUGAAUGCUGGGAAGAAACCGAGCCAAUUCAAUCUGUUGACGACGUCAAGAAUAAAUUCAAGCCACUUGAACUCACUUUCGGCCAUGGGGCUAACCAGGCCACCAUGGAGAUCCCUCCUGAAAACUAUAUUGUUGUCACGAAAACCGGGAAAGUGUGUCUGGGCAUCCUCAAUGGAUCACAGAUUGGUCUGGAUCGACUGAACCUAAUUGGAGGUAAUAUAAUGCAGAAUUAUAUCAUGAUGUACGAUAACGAGAGAGCACGAAUCGGAUGGGCCCGUGCGUCGUGUGAUGAAAUGCCAGGUCCCGAACCUCUCAUCGGGUCACGUCUCUGAAAUCUCAAUGAAGCUUCUGCUGACAUGCUGUGGGUUAGCUGGAAGAUAGAUGGAGGUGUCAUCGCUUUAGAAGCGGGGCUCAUACCUUAACAAGAAUGAAGGACUUCCAUGAGAAAUUGAGAUGAUAUUUUUUGGUAAACUAUUCUUUCCCACCGGCUGAUUGCAGCGUUCUGUUCGGCCGCACGAUGCGCCUUCCAAUCGUCGCUUGCAAUAUUCCGGUAAUAGAGAGCGUCCGCAUGCAGCCUGCCUUGCGUUAUCUAAUUUCCUAACUGAAACAUCACAGCUACAUCUAUAGACAAGGACGGGUAGAACCCUUGCAAUGUCUAAAGAAUGUAUUUCCCGAAAAAAAAUAUCUAAAGAAUGUAUUUUUCUUCUUCUAUGAACCAGAAACAUGCAAUCUUUACAGAGUGUGCUUCUGUGGUCGUCGUCGGUCAUGCGCGGUGCC